UUUAUAAGCACGUUGACGUUACGAAAGGCAGGAUAUAUAAUACAUCGAGAUGUAAUAUUAUUGUAGAAUCUUAUUAAUUGAUAGCUACUUUCUGUGCUACUCACCAGGCGUCGCCUCUGUAAAGCGCUCCUUCAUGUUUCUGGCGCUGAAUGUUGUUGGUUGUUUGUAAGGUAAAAGAUGUAACAGGUGGCUUGGCGAGAACAGCUGUGAUUGGCUGAUAGAGGAGUCGUGCGCGCAUGCCAGUGCCUUAAACGAACUCGCAGAUCUCUAAAUACUCAGCCAGUGAUAACUCCGAGAGUAGACACAUCAGGUCCUGCUCCAGGGAAGAUCGCAGCUUUCUUAACACAAGGAGAAAGAAGAACGUAGUCGACAACCGAGUACCUAUUAGGUGUUUUUGUAUUUCGUAGCGCCCUGACUAUAAACUGUGGCCAUAGGCUUUCACGAACAUCCCAUAUUAUGAUAUAGCAUUCAACAGAAUACUAAUUUUCUCAAGCCUGGAGGGAGAAUCCAAGUGUCCAAAGUACAGACUGAAAAUGGAAUCAAUACAACCGAGGUUUUUUUUUUCAGCUGAGAUAAUGGGAGAUAUGUAACUAAUGACCCACAGAAGACGCAGAUUUUAAGAACAGGUGAUGAAAUUAUAAACUCGGCUAUAAUUCUAGAUGCUGUUGUUCGAGAUGAUGAUAUCAAGUGCGUACACCACUCGACCUUAUCAUUAAGUUCUUUCUAUUGUCGACUAAUUAUUAUACAACAUAUAUAUAUAUUAUUUAGAAGCAGUAAUUCGAACCUUUAUGUAUCACUGUGUUUUGUGAAGGGUCUGAAGAAACAUAUAUUAACAUAUCAAACUACAAUUGGAUUAUUAAACCAAAGUUCUUGUUUUGUCAGCACCAAACAUUUCCCAGUACCUCCAGUUUUUUAGACAGUCUCCCGUUUGAGCUUUCUUGCGGUUUGAUAAGAUGUGUGAGAGAAAAAUUGCAUUUUAAAUAACUGAAUCACGUUAUAAUGUUUGUACUGUUUGCAUAGUGGACAGUUUAGCGGUCUUAAACUAUUUCUACAGUAGGUGUUUAAAAAAAACAAAACGGGUUGAAAUACCUUUUUUUUUUGAGAAAAAUAUUAACUGACUGAAAUUGGUGUUGUCUGUUGAUCAAAUCUUCGAAAUUAUUUCAAAUAAAACAUUUAUUUAAUCUUUCCAAACUUCUCAAAGAACUUAAACGUUUGGGGGCGAGAAAGUGAACAGGAACCAAACCAUAAUAAUGGCAUUCCAAAUAAAUAGUUCUGAUUUAGCAUCGUUACUGAUAUACCUCAACAGCACUGUCUAUUCAAACGGUACUGUUCCUUGGCCCAGUCAACAAGAUGACAGAGUUAAGCCAUACUAUGGUGACUACCUUGAAUCCUUCAAGGCGCAAUACACCCCAAUUCAUGGAUACCUAAGUCUCAUCAUUUGCAUUUUUGGAAUUAUGACUAACAUUCUAAACAUCAUAGUUUUAACUAGGAAUAAUAUGGUUUCUCCAACGAAUGCUAUCCUAACGGGUUUGGCUGUAGCUGACAUGUUUGUUAUGGCGUCUUACGUCCCUUUCACCAUUCACACUUACAUUCACUCCGAUCAACUGGAGGAAGAAAAGUAUUCGUACGCCUGGGCUGUUUUCACACUUUUCCACGCGCAUUUUACCGUUGUUUGUCAUACCAUUUCUAUCUGGCUGACAGUGACAUUGGCUAUCUGGCGAUUUUUGGCAGUCAGCUUCCCAGCUAAUAGCAAGAAAUGGUGCACCAUGCCCAGGGCUGAGUGUGCUAUUAUUUCCACGUACGCAACAUGUGCAUUGUUUUGUAUACCAAUGUAUUUGACGUUUACAAUAUCGGAAGAAAACAAAAACACCUUACAGUAUAAAGUGAAUUUUAGUGCCAUUGCAACCCGAAACAACCGUCUUCUGGAGAAAACCAACUUCUGGGUAUUCAGCGUAUUGACGAAGCUGGUUCCGUGCGUUCUGCUUACUGGACUCAGCGUUGGACUCAUACGCGUCCUCUACGAGGCGGAUUUGCGCAAGAAAAGACUGAAAAAUCGAGCCACCAGCGACAAAACUUCGGAUCGCACUACGAAAAUGCUUUUGGCUGUACUGCUUCUCUUUCUCAUUACCGAGUUUCCCUCUGGCAUUCUUGCCUUGUUGAGUGGUAUUCUGGGCAAGGAUUUUUUCUUCAACGUCUACCUUAACUUUGGAGAGGUAAUGGACAUGCUGGCUUUAAUCAACAGUGGCGUGAACUUCAUUCUGUAUUGCUCUAUGAGUAGGCUGUUUCGGAAAACGUUUGCUGAACUUUUCACUCCUAAAAUCGUGUCAAAAUGGAUCUCGGUAGCCACUGAACCCGCCACUGUGGCAACAACUUGCGUGUAAGUGAUACAGGAAAUGUAUAAACAUCUUGAAACAGAGACAACAGAGUACAUCGGUGAUGUGAAUGACAUUUUUAGCUUUAUCCGUUAAUAUACCGUUUAUUGAUGUAUUUAUGAUAGUAAUUUUCAUAGACUGCUGCACACACCGAAUCAUGAAUAACUGUUUCAAUUUCAUCGAUAAAUUCAAGCAUGGUUAUCAAACAAGUACAGUAUGUGUAAAACAUCUUGGAGGUGUGCACGUGAAGCUAACUGCUCACACAAGACAUUGCUAAGCAGAUGCUAAUAGACUGUGUGGAUUUUCUCCAGGAGUCAGUCUCCGUGUGAAGCGGCUGUAAUUGAUGUUCUUGCGUUAGAAAGUAGUAUGUUUAACUAUGUAUGAUUCCAAAAGGCUUUAAUCUAGCAUCUAAAAAGGUCUCCCUAAAAAAAUAAAAGAUACAUAUUUAUGUGUUUAGAAGUUGAUAGUACCAUUACGUUAAUGAAGUAGCACAAUAUUACUUGUUCUAGUAUUGAUUGUAGUAAGCUGUUGUUGCAGUACCUAAGAGGGUUUAUUACGCACUGGAUUCUACUUCGUGGUGUAAUUGAAGUUUUACGCUUUUUUUCCUUGCCGUGUUUAUAGAAGGACUAUACCAUUGGAGUAAGGGAUUCCAGUGCUUGGGGCUCAUAAACCCUCGUGGCACUGUUCCACAACAGAUUCGUUGUAAUCACUCAGUCUUACUGUAUGAAUCUCGUUCACAGAUUGAUUAUUGCUUUGUAUAUGUUAUUUUGUUAUUACAAAGAUGUAUGCCAGAUAUGCUUGCUAUAGAUGUAGUGUUGUACUAUAUAAAACAUGUUUGCACUUUCAAGAGCGUGAAGAUGAGGAAGUGUAAGUUUUUGAUUUCAAUCUCCCAGUAUUGUAACUACAUCAGAUAUUAAAAUGU
Messenger RNA from Limulus polyphemus (Atlantic horseshoe crab), 3294 nucleotides. Its product is annotated as sex peptide receptor-like. The transcript has 2 exons. Gene Ontology annotation, cellular component: membrane. The coding region runs from base 1251 to 2381 and encodes 376 amino acids. The record is from RefSeq and is a predicted model, not a curated record. Gene Ontology annotation, molecular function: G protein-coupled peptide receptor activity. NCBI's taxonomy places the organism in Eukaryota, Metazoa, Arthropoda, Merostomata, Xiphosura, Limulidae. Gene Ontology annotation, biological process: G protein-coupled receptor signaling pathway.